This is a messenger RNA of Galleria mellonella (greater wax moth), 1089 nucleotides long. RefSeq names its product ribosome production factor 2 homolog (gene Non3). The record is from RefSeq and is a predicted model, not a curated record. The transcript has 5 exons. Gene Ontology annotation, cellular component: nucleolus. Gene Ontology annotation, biological process: maturation of LSU-rRNA from tricistronic rRNA transcript (SSU-rRNA, 5.8S rRNA, LSU-rRNA); ribosomal large subunit assembly. NCBI's taxonomy places the organism in Eukaryota, Metazoa, Arthropoda, Insecta, Lepidoptera, Pyralidae. Bases 134 to 1078 code for a protein of 314 amino acids. Gene Ontology annotation, molecular function: rRNA binding.
UGGUGAUGAAUUACUCUGUGUUCUUUCGAUAUCCUUGUUAAUCUGUGUUCUGUGUAUAUUAUAACCAAACGUUGCGGAUUAGAAUAUAACCACGUGUAAAAAGAAUUUUUAAUUUAUUGAAAUCUACGUCCAAAUGGCUGUAAUACAGAGGAUAAAAAAACCUACGACUCGGAAAGGUAAAAAAGUUUUACUUGCAAAGGAACCCAAACCAAUUGAAGGUCCGAAGCAAUGUUUAUUUCUUCAAGGACGUAAUCCUUCAGAACGCACAAGGAAACUCUUAAAAGAUAUUUAUGAUUUGAAGAAGCCUGAUGCUGCGUAUCUUAGUCGUAAAAAUGAUUUUGUUCCGUUUGAAGAUGCUUCGCUCAUAGAAAAAAUGUGUGACAAGAAGGAUGCAGCUUUAUUUGGUGUAGGAUCACAUAGUAAGAAGCGGCCACAUAACAUAAUAUUGGGCAGGACUUUUAAUUACAAUAUAUUGGAUUUAAUAGAACUUGGAGCAGAAAACUAUAAACCUAUGUCAGAAUUUCACAAUAUGAAAGUGCUAGCUGGUUUGAAGCCAUGUUUGUUAUUUAAUGGACCAGCUUGGGAUUUAAACCAGGAUUUGAAGAGGUUAAAGUCACUGUUCAUAGAUUUCUUCCAUAGAGAAAAGAUUGAAACAAUUAGACUGCAAGGAUUGGAGCAUGCCCUCAGUUUCACGGCUACAGAUGAAGGAGUGAUCUAUUUAAGGUCUUAUAGAAUAUUAUUGAAAAAGAGUGGUCAGCGAACUCCUAGAGUUGAACUUGAAGAAAUUGGGCCUUCCAUAGAUUUUAAACUCAGGAGAACAAAAUUAGCAGCUGAUGAUUUAUACAAAGAAGCUUGUAAAAUACCAAAAGAAGCAAAGACAGGUGUCAAAAAGAAUAUAUCUAGGGAUGCAUUUGGUUCUAAAUUGGGUCGUAUUCAUAUUGGAAAACAGGACAUUGGCAAACUGCAAACACGUAAGAUGAAGGGAUUAAAGAAAACACCAGAGGAAAGAAAACAGAUGCUGUUAAAAAAGAAGGCAAAAAAAUCUGUGAAUCAAACACAAAUAACUUCAAUAAAUUAAUAGAUUUUUAA